AUGCUCCCAGUCUGCCGGCGCCUCUGCAUCCUGGUGGUCUUGGGCACCAGCUGGGCGGGCUGGGGCAGCCACCCGGCCGAGGCAGCGCGGGUAAGGCAGUUCUACGUGGCUGCUCAGGGCAUCCUCUGGAACUACCAUCCUGAGCACACAGACCCAAGUUUGAAUUCUAAACCUUCCUUCAAGAAAAUUGUUUACAGAGAAUAUGAGCCACAUUUUAAGAAAGAAAAGCCGCGAUCUAGCAUCUCAGGACUCCUUGGACCUACUUUAUAUGCUGAAGUUGGAGACACCAUGAAAGUUCACUUUAAAAAUAAAGCGGACAAGCCCAUAAGCAUCCAUCCUCAAGGAAUUAAAUACAGUAAAUUUUCAGAAGGGGCUUCUUACCCUGAUCACACAUUCCCAGCGGAGAGGAUGGAUGAUGCUGUAGCUCCUGGAGGAGAGUACACCUAUGAGUGGGUCAUCAGUGAGGACAGUGGGCCCACACCAGAUGACCCUCCAUGUCUCACCCACAUCUACUACUCCUAUGAAAACCUGACCCAGGAUUUCAACUCAGGGCUGAUUGGACCUCUGCUUAUCUGUAAAAAAGGCACACUAACCGAGGAUGGAACACAGAAGAUGUUUGACAAGCAACAUGUGCUGCUGUUUGCUGUGUUUGAUGAAAGCAAGAGCUGGAGCCAGUCACCAUCCCUGAUGUACACAGUCAAUGGCUUUGUGAAUAGGACGAUGCCAGAUAUAACAGUCUGUGCGCAUGACCACGUCAGCUGGCAUCUGAUUGGAAUGAGCUCCGGGCCAGAGUUGUUCUCUAUUCACUUCAACGGCCAAGUCCUAGAGCAGAACCAGCACAAGGUGUCCACCAUCACACUGGUCAGUGCUACGUCUACAACUGCAAACAUGACUGUGAGCCCAGAAGGAAGGUGGAUUGUUUCUUCUCUCAUCCCAAAGCAUUACCAAGCUGGGAUGCAGGCAUACAUUGACAUUAAAAAUUGCCCAAAGAAAACCAGGAGUCCCAAGACACUCACUCGAGAGCAGAGACGGCACAUGAAGAGGUGGGAGUACUUCAUUGCUGCCGAGGAAGUCAUCUGGAACUACGCACCCGUAAUACCUGCAAGCAUGGACAAGAAAUACAGGUCUUUGCACUUGGAUAAUUUCUCCAACCAAAUUGGAAAACAGUAUAAGAAAGUUAUUUACAGGCAGUAUGAGGAAGAGACCUUCACCAAACGCACGGAGAAUUCUAAUAUCAAACAAAGUGGGAUUCUGGGCCCUAUUAUCAGAGCCCAGGUCAGGGACACACUCAAGAUCGUGUUUAGAAAUAUGGCCAGCCGACCCUACAGCAUUUACCCUCACGGGGUGACUUUCUCUCCAUAUGAAGAUGAAGGCAACUCUUCCUCCACCCCAGGCAGUCACACCAUGAUCAGACCAGUUCAACCAGGGGAAACCUACACUUACAAAUGGAACAUUCUAGAGUUUGACGAACCCACAGAAAAUGAUGCCCAGUGCCUAACAAGGCCUUACUACAGUGAUGUGGACGUCACCAGAGACCUCGCCUCUGGCCUAAUAGGUCUGCUUCUAAUCUGUAAGAGCAGGUCCCUGGAUCAGAGAGGCAUACAGAGGGCAGCAGACAUUGAGCAGCAGGCUGUGUUUGCUGUGUUCGAUGAGAACAAGAGCUGGUACAUUGAGGACAACAUCAACAAGUUUUGUGAAAAUCCUGAGGAGGUGAAACGUGAUGACCCCAAGUUUUAUGAAUCAAAUAUCAUGAGCACUAUCAAUGGCUAUGUGCCUGAAAGCAUAUCCACUCUGGGAUUCUGUUUUGAUGACACUGUCCAGUGGCACUUCUGCAGUGUGGGAACUUAUGACGAUGUUUUGACUAUCCACUUCACUGGGCACUCAUUCAUCUAUGGGAAGAGGCACGAGGACACACUGACCUUGUUCCCCAUGCGUGGUGAAUCCGUGACUGUCACAAUGGAUAAUAUUGGAACGUGGAUGUUAACUACCAUGAAUUCCAAUCCAAGACUCAAAAACCUAAGAGUGAGAUUCAGGGAUGUUAAAUGUAUCCGGAAUGAUGAUGAUGAAGACUCAUAUGAGAUUUAUGAACCAUCUGCACCUACAUCCAUGACAACUCGGAAAAUUCAUGAUUCUUCAGAAUAUGAUUUUGGCAUAAACAAUGAUGACUAUGAUUACCAGUUUUCAUUGGCUACACAACUAGGAAUUAGGUCAUUCAGAAAUGCAUCAUUGAAUCAGGAGGAAGAUGAGUUCAAUCUUACUGCUCUCGCUCUAGAGAACAGCUCGGAGUUCAUAUUUCCAAACACAGAUAGAGUUAAUGACUCAAAAUCUUCAAGAAACCUUAGUGGAAUCACCGGUAAUAACCUCAAAGAGUCUCAAAGAACCCCUCCUGGCUCAGGAUCCACUGUGACUGGUACCCUCCUGAAGGACCUCGCUGGCUUAGAUGAGAAUUCAGUUCUCAACCCUGCCACAGAGCAUCAUUCCAGCUCAUAUUAUGAAAGUGAUGUGGGGGAUUCACAGUCAGACAUCACAGUGAUUCAUCUACUUCCUCUUGGUACAAAAGGAUCAGGGAGCCAAGAACAUGCUAAGCAUAAAAAAGCCAAGUCAGAGAGACCCAACCUCAUGAAGCAUAGGUUCCCCCACAUGAAAGUACCAGCCCGAAAAACUGGGAGGCAUUCAAACCCAAAGAAUACUUAUUCCAGAGUGAAGUCCAGGGAGGAAAUUCCUAUUGAAUUGUUCCUCUUAAAACAAAAAAACACAUCCAAAUUUUUGGACAGAGAAUGGUAUUUGGCUUCCGAAAAGGGUAGUUAUGAAAUUAUACCAGCAAAUGAUGAAGACACAGCUGUUGAGAAGCUGCCAAACAGUCCUCAAAAUCAGAACAUCUCAAAGUCUUGGGGUGAUAGCACCUCCCCUACAAAAACAGCAGGAAAGCCAAGUGACAUCCCAGUGUUUUCUAGAGUUAGAAAUAAAUUUCCCCAAGUAAGAGAGGAGGAAAGAAACAGUAGCUUAAUGAAAAUUAGGACUCGAAAGAAGAAGAAGAAUAAGAGGCUUUCACUCCACAGUCCUCUAUCUCCAAGGGGCUUCCACCCCCUGAAAGGGGAUGCCCAACUCACAUUUUUAGACCAGAGACUCAAUCACUCACUGUUACCCCACAAGCCCAAUGAAUCAGCUCCUGCCAUAGACCUGAAUCAGACCUCCUCUUCAACAAGUAUUGACAGGUCACUUCCUGACCAUAAUCAGACCCUCCCACAUGACACUGGGCAGAAGAGCUCUGCUUUCAAUCUGUACCAGUCAGUGCCCCCAGAGGAACACUCUCCAACAUUUCCUGUCCAAGAUCCUGAUCAAACACACUCUGCCACAGAUCUUAGUCACAGAUCCUCUCUUCCACAGCCCAGCCAGGAACUUGAUUAUGACCUAAGUCAUGAAUCCUACCCUGAAGACAUUAGUCAAGCAUCUUUCUUUCCAGACCAAAGUCAAAAGUCUCUCUCUUCAGAAGAUGGCCAAACAAGUCCCUCCUCAGACCUAAGCCUCUUUACCGUCUCUCCAGAAUUGGAUCAGACAACUAUUUCUCCAGACCUGGGUCAGGUGCCCCUUUCUCCAGGUGACAACCAGAUGACUUCUCCCCAAGACCUGGGUCAGGUGCCCCUUUCUCCAGAAGACAACCAGAUGACUUCUCCCCAAGACCUGGGUCAGGUGUCCCUUUCUCCAGGCGACAACCAGAUGAUCUCCUCCCAAGACCUGGGUCAGGUACCCCUUUCUUCAAACAAUACCCAGAAAUCCUCCCCGCAAGACCUUAGCCUCUUGACCCUCCCUCCAGAAUUUGAUGAGGUAGCCCUUCCCCAGGAUUUGGAUGAGCUGCCCCUCUCUUCAGACUUCAGUCAGGUGACCCUCUCCCCAGACCUCAGCCCUUUGACCCUCUCUCCAGAUUUUGAUGAGAUAAUCAUAUCCUCAGACCUGGGUCAGGUGACCCUUUCUCCAGACCUCAUCCAGACAAGCCCCACUCUUAACCACAGGCACAAAACAGCCUCUUCAGAUCCUGGUCAAGCAUCCCACCCUUCAGAUUCUGGUCAGUCUUCACCCCUUCCAGAACUGAACCAGACUCUUCCGGAUCUCAGUCAUGUGCCAUCUGAGCCAUCACCUUUACCAUCACCCACACUCAAUAACACUUCUGUGUCUGAGGAAUUCAACCCUCUUGUUGUAGUAGGUCUCAGUAGAGUUGAUGGAGAUGAUAUUGAAAUUACUCCAAAUGAGGAGCUGGAAAGCAUUGCCGAUGACGAUUAUGCUGAAGAUGAAGAUUAUGUAACCUAUAGUGACCCCUACAAAACAGACACCAGGACGAAUAUCAACUCCUCCAGAAAUCCUGAUAAUAUUGCAGCAUGGUACCUCCGAGGUCAUGGUGGAAACAAACAAUACUAUUUUAUUGCUGCUGAAGAAAUAUCCUGGGAUUAUUCCAAAUUUGCCCAAAGCGAAAUGGACAAUGAAGACACUGAUGCCACUCCAAAGGACACCACAUACAAGAAAGUUGUUUUCAGAAAAUACCUUGACAGUACUUUCACCAGACGUGACCCUCAGGGGGAGUACGAGGAGCAUCUGGGGAUUCUUGGUCCUGUUAUCAGAGCUGAAGUGGAUGAUGUGAUCCAAGUUCGCUUUAAAAAUUUAGCCUCCAGACCAUAUUCUCUUCAUGCCCACGGACUUUCCUAUGAAAAGUCCUCUGAGGGAAAGACUUAUGAAGAUGACUCUCCUGAAUGGUUUCAGGAAGACAAUGCUGUACAGCCCAAUAGCAGUUAUACGUAUGUAUGGCACGCCACGGAGCGCUCUGGGCCAGAGAACCCUGGCUCUGCCUGCCGGGCUUGGGCCUACUACUCUGCAGUGAAUGUGGAGAGAGACAUCCACUCGGGCUUAAUUGGCCCCCUUCUGAUCUGCCGGAAAGGGACACUUCACCCGAAGAGCAAACUGCCAAUGGACAUGAGGGAAUUUGUCUUACUCUUCAUGGCCUUUGAUGAAAAGAAGAGCUGGUACUACGAAAAGUUUAAAAGGUCAUGGAGAAUCGAAUCUCCAGAAGUGAAAAAUUCCCACAAAUUUUACGCCAUUAAUGGGAUGAUCUACAAUCUGCCUGGCCUGAGAAUGUACGAGCAAGAGUGGGUGAGGCUCCACCUGCUGAACAUGGGCGGCUCCCAGGACAUUCAUGUGGUUCACUUCCAUGGCCAGACCCUGUUGGAUAAUAGCACCAAACAGCACCAGUUAGGAGUCUGGCCCCUUCUACCUGGUUCAUUUAAAACUCUUGAAAUGAAGGCAUCAAAGCCUGGCUGGUGGCUCCUGGACACAGAGGUUGGAGAAAACCAGAUAGCAGGCAUGCAAACGCCCUUUCUCAUCAUAGACAAAGGGUGUAAGAUGCCAAUGGGACUGAGCACUGGUGUCAUAUCUGAUUCACAGAUCAAGGCUUCGGGACAUUUGAAUUAUUGGGAGCCCAAAUUAGCACGGUUAAACAAUGGUGGCUCGUAUAAUGCUUGGAGUAUAGAAAAAUCUGCAUUAGACUUUGCCUUUCAAUCUUGGAUCCAGGUGGACAUGCAGAAGGAAGUUGUAGUCACAGGCAUACAAACCCAAGGUGCUAAACACUACCUAAAGUCUUGCUUUAUCACGGAAUUCAAUGUGGCCUACAGCUCUGACCAAACCAACUGGCAGAUCUUCAGAGGGAACAGCACAAAGAACACGAUGGAUUUUGCUGGCAAUUCAGAUGCCUCUACAAUAAAAGAGAAUCAGUUUGACCCACCAAUUGUGGCUAGAUACAUCAGGAUACAUCCAAUAAAGUCCUACAAUAGACCUGCCCUUCGCCUAGAGCUUCAAGGCUGUGAAGUGAACGGAUGUUCCAUGCCACUGGGCCUGGAAGAUGGAAGGAUAGAAAACAAGCAAAUCACUGCAUCUUCAUUUAAAAAGUCAUGGUGGGGAGACUACUGGGACCCCUCCCGUGCCCGCCUGAAUGCCCAGGGCCGUGUGAAUGCCUGGCAAGCCAAGGCAAAUAACAACAAACAGUGGUUACAAGUUGAUCUGCUCAGAAUCAAGAAGAUCACUGCCAUUGUAACACAGGGCUGUAAGUCUCUGUCUUCGGAAAUGUUUGUGAAGAGCUACAGCAUCCAGUACAGUGACCAGGGCGUGGAAUGGAAACCGUACAGGCAGAAAUCCUCCAUGGUGGACAAGGUCUUUGAAGGAAACAGUAAUACCAAAGGACAUGUGAAGAACUUUUUUAACCCACCCAUCAUUUCCAGAUUUAUCCGUAUCAUUCCUAAAACCUGGAACCAAAGUAUUGCACUUCGCCUGGAACUCUUUGGCUGUGACAUUUACUAGAAUUGAAACAAAACAAAGGAAAAGAAAGAAUAAAAACUGAAGAAACUUCUUAAAGCCUAAACCAUUUAGAGUAAGCAAUAUGUUAUGGUUAUUUUAAAUGUUAACAAAUUUUCUGCUAUUUUUUUCUAAUAGAGAAUAAAGUUUAUAU
Cricetulus griseus (Chinese hamster) is the source of this 6487-nucleotide messenger RNA. Lineage: Eukaryota; Metazoa; Chordata; Mammalia; Rodentia; Cricetidae. The record is from RefSeq and is a predicted model, not a curated record.